CCAAAUAAAGAAGCCCAACCCAAAUUGGUACGUUGUCUACGUCUUCAACUGUAAUAAUAACAGAGAGAUCAGAUCAGAGAUCGUCUCGUCUUCUUCUUUGGCUGUCGGCAAGCAACUCUCCCCACUCACCUCCCAAUUCCAACGUAAAAGCUGAUUGGUUUUAAUUGAGGGGGAAAGAUGAAGGUGAUAGACAAGAUCCAGGAGCGUAGCAAUGACAAGGUGUUGUUCUCCUUCGAGUUCUUCCCACCCAAGACUGAGGAAGGAGUGGACAACCUGUUCGAGAGGAUGGAGAGAAUGGUUGCCCACGGCCCUUCCUUCUGUGACAUUACUUGGGGUGCUGGAGGCUCCACCGCCGAUCUUACCCUUGACAUUGCCAACCGAAUGCAGAACACUGUCUGCGUUGAGAGCAUGAUGCAUCUCACUUGCACCAACAUGCCUGUAGACAAGAUUGACCAUGCCCUCUCCACCAUCAAGUCCAAUGGUCUUCAGAAUGUCCUUGCUCUCCGUGGUGACCCUCCUCACGGCCAGGACAAGUUUGUCCAAAUCCAAGGCGGCUUUGCUUGUGCUCUUGAUCUCGUUGAGCAUAUUCGGGCCAAGUAUGGUGACUACUUUGGUGUUGCUGUUGCUGGUUAUCCAGAGGCUCAUCCGGAUGCAAUUGGCCCUGAUGGCGUGGCUUCACUGGAAGCAUACCAGAACGAUCUUGCUUAUUUGAAAAGAAAGAUUGAUGCAGGAGCUGAUUUGAUAGUCACUCAGCUAUUCUAUGACACCGACAUUUUCCUGAAAUUCGUCAAUGACUGUCGCCAAAUGGGAAUUACUUGUCCCAUUGUUCCUGGAAUUAUGCCCAUCAACAACUACAAAGGCUUUAUACGCAUGACUGGCUUUUGCAAAACAAGGAUACCAUCUGAGGUCACUGCUGCCCUGGAGCCUAUUAAGGACAAUGAUGAAGCUGUGAGAGCGUAUGGAAUUCACCUUGGAACCGAAAUGUGCAAGAAGAUUUUAGCCAGUGGCAUAAAAACAUUGCAUCUUUACACUCUUAACAUGGAGAAAUCAGCAUUGGCUAUACUAAUGAAUCUUGGCUUGAUUGAGGAACGCAAAAUAUCCAGGCCCCUUCCUUGGAGACGCCCUGCUAAUGUUUUCCGUGUCAAAGAAGAUGUCCGCCCGAUAUUCUGGGCAAACCGCCCGAAGAGCUACAUAUCAAGGACUUCUGGCUGGGAGCAGUACCCACAAGGACGAUGGGGGGAUUCUCGCAAUCCUUCAUAUGGGGCCCUAACUGAUUAUCAGUUUAUGCGACCACGUUCCCGUGACAAAAAACUUGCAGAAGAAUGGAACAUCCCUUUGAAGAGUGUAGAAGAUAUUCAUGAGCAAUUCAAGAAAUUAUGUCUUGGAAAGUUGAAAAGCAGUCCUUGGUCAGAAUUAGAUGGACUUCAGCCUGAGACAAAGAUCAUAAAUGAACAGCUGGUGAAAAUUAAUGGAAAGGGUUUUCUGACUGUGAAUAGCCAACCGGCAAUAAACGCUGAAAAAUCUGAUUCCCCAAUAGUUGGAUGGGGUGGGCCAGGAGGAUAUGUGUAUCAGAAGGCAUAUCUUGAGUUUUUUUGCAGUAAGGAUUUGUUGAACGCCCUUGUCGAGAAAUGCAGCAGGGGUUUCCCAUCACUAACCUACAUGGCUGUGAACAAACAAGGACACUGGUUGUCAAAUGUUGAUGGAACUUGUGUGAAUGCUGUAACAUGGGGAGUGUUCCCUGGAAAGGAAAUUAUUCAGCCAACUGUUGUGGAUCCUACCAGCUUUGUGGUAUGGAAGGAUGAGGCCUUUGAGAUCUGGUCUAGAGGAUGGGCUCGCUUGUACUCUGAUGAGGCCGACCCUUCUAGAAAAAUUCUCGAAGAGGUUGGUUGGUUCUUUCUUUCCCGCUACACUGUUAAGUUAUGUUCUGUUCUGUUCAAGCAUGACAUGAACUCGAUUGUGUUUGUGUUUUGAUCUUUCAGGUGGAGAAUAGCUAUUUCUUGGUCAGCUUGGUUGAUAAUGAUUACAUCCAUGGUGAUCUUUUCGCUGUUUUUAACGAGCUCUGAGAUGUGCUGGUGCUCUAGUAUUGGAAAUGAUGCCUUGUUCUUGAGUUUGGUUUAUAAUUAUUCUAUUGGAUUGUCCUUUGGGAAGAUUGUGUAAUAAUAAAUUUUGUAGCAUGAGAAGGUGACCCAAGCCAAAUUAAAUUUCUUUCACUAAUUGGGGUCUUACCUUUAUUCAUUAUUGUCAGUGCAAUCUUAAUAUUCUUAUAUGAUUUAUGAUUCUAUACAAAGUCAGUUUUCAUUGUACUUUUAUGUUUCUUAAGCAAGAAACAAGAAACAUACUUUUGAUACAAAGUCAGUCAUUAUGUAUUGUAGUCUGAUUUUGUUAAGAGUGUGCAACACAAUCAACAAUGGUAAAACCAAAUUCUGCUUUUGUUCUA
Cannabis sativa is the source of this 2437-nucleotide messenger RNA. Its product is annotated as methylenetetrahydrofolate reductase (NADH) 2. The record is from RefSeq and is a predicted model, not a curated record. Bases 178 to 1971 code for a protein of 597 amino acids. Gene Ontology annotation, biological process: tetrahydrofolate interconversion. Gene Ontology annotation, cellular component: cytosol. NCBI's taxonomy places the organism in Eukaryota, Viridiplantae, Streptophyta, Magnoliopsida, Rosales, Cannabaceae. Gene Ontology annotation, molecular function: methylenetetrahydrofolate reductase [NAD(P)H] activity; FAD binding. The transcript has 9 exons.